AUGAUCAUUCCGAUAGCUGCUGCGCUGUGCGUAUCUGCCCUCUUAUGUGGGUAUGGAGGAAAACAGCUGGAAGCAUAUGUGGUCAAGAACUGUGGGGACUCCAGCGAUGUCCUCCCGUUGUGCCCCAUUACUCAGACGGUGACUAUUGCUAGAGACGAGCUCAGCAAGAAGUUGUGGUAUGUGUUUCAUUGUGGAGAACGACUGUUCAGCUUCGAGAAGAAAAGGGGCACGUGGGCCCUGAUAGACAAUCGCAGGAAUGUGGUCGCUGAGCUAGGAAUGAGGUUCUCCAAGUACAUCCACUUUGUGAGAAACGAGAGAGAAGGCAACAAGAAACUGGUAUACCGUGCUCUGAGUGCCAAUACCUGGCCUUAUCCGUCGUUGUCCUUCAAGUAUAUGGACCUGGUAUCUCUCUACGUCUGGGGAAAGGAGUCCCAGUAUCUUGAACGACAUCACCGAAUUGAUGGACAGCAAAUGUUGACAAGAGAACGAAUUGCAAAGGUAGAGCGUCUCGACUACACAAAAUUCCGUCUAAGCUUCGAUCAGAAGAAGAUUGACCCCCAACUGGUCGUUUGUACUGCCUUCGCAGCCAUUCUGACGCUGUGGAAGAACCAUAAGAUGCACUACAAGAAGGAGCACGCUUCGCAGAAAAUUAAGAGAGCCAAAAGGAAACCUUUCAACAAAAUGAUAAUCAAACUGCAUCGGUCAAGAAUGACCAAGACAUCAUUAGCAAACUCGCACAAGUACUCCCGUGCCAAGUCCAAGAAGUUAGUCAAGGGGAACAUCAAACAGGUGUUGAAGACGAACGAAGCUCUCAUGGGUACCACCACAGGUGUUGUCAAGAACGCCGCUACUAUAGGCAGUGUUGUUGUUCCUGUUCAGUACCAACUUCGUAAACGUAUGGUUGUGAAACAACAUGCUCGCAGGGUAGGAGGAAGACCCAAGACUGUGAUGAAAAGAAACAGGCCCAAGGCUAGAGUUAGGUGA
This is a messenger RNA of Yarrowia lipolytica CLIB122, 984 nucleotides long. RefSeq lists its product as uncharacterized. NCBI's taxonomy places the organism in Eukaryota, Fungi, Ascomycota, Dipodascomycetes, Dipodascales. The record is from RefSeq and is a predicted model, not a curated record.